UUUCUUGGUGCCUUUUCUGCUACAUGUGAAAAGAUCUAAUAGAAAGAACCUGUAUUAUAUGUCACAGUGCAAGAUACUUAUGUGCUGAAGCAGAAUUUAAAAAUGGCUUUGUAGUUGUUAACAGGUUACAGAAGAGACUUAGUGUUUGGGAUUUUAGAAUGGGGUUUUGUUUGCUUGUUUUAUUAAAACCUAUGUUUUGUCCGUAAAGUAACUGAACAGCAUGAGGGGCUUGAGGAGCCUAGAAAGAUCUGUCCCCUUCCGUGGGGACUAUAUUAGACCUCUGAGUCAUGAAGUCUUUGCAUAGUAGGUGUCUGGUUACAAACCUUUUAUGGGCUCUACUCAGCUGGGAUAUCAGCAUCUGCAUUAUAGCUCCCAUCUAUUCUUAGGUGGUAUCAGAGCACGACUGAACAGUGCCCUGUUGCUGCCUGUGAAAGUGGUACAACAUGGCUUACAGUGUGACUCUGAAUGGACCUGGACCGUGGGGCUUCCGACUGCAAGGGGGCAAGGACUUCAACAUGCCCUUGACCAUCUCCAGAAUCACCCCUGGCAGCAAGGCAGCACAGUCACAGAUGAACCAGGGGGACCUUGUCGUGGCUAUUGAUGGAGUCAACACUGACAGCAUGACCCACCUGGAGGCCCAGAACAAGAUCAAAUCAGCCAGCCACAACCUAAGCCUCACUCUGCAGAAGUCUAAACGUCCAGUGCCAGUUUCAACGACUGCUCCCAGAAUUGACUCUCCCAGGGCUGUAAUUCCCCAUCAGAAGGUCAUAACCAACACCGCUGCCAACACGGACUUCACGGAGCGUUUCAACCCCAAUGUCCUGAAGGACUCUGCCCUGUCUACCCACAAACCCAUUGAGGUGAAGGGCCUUGGCGGCAAGGCUACCAUAAUUCACGCGCAGUAUAACACCCCGAUCAGCAUGUAUUCCCAGGAUGCUAUCAUGGAUGCAAUUGCAGGCCAGGCACAAGCCCAGGGUGGAGAAUUUGCUGGUGCCCUCCCUAUAAAGGAUCCCCACGUAGACAGUGCCUCUCCAGUGUAUCAGGCUGUGCUUAAAACUCAGAACAAGCCUGAGGAUGACAGUGAGGACUGGAGCCGUCGCUCUGCCAACUUGCAGUCGAAGUCCUUCCGCAUCCUUGCCCAGAUGACUGGAACCGAGUACAUGCAAGAUCCAGAUGAAGAAGCCCUGAGGAGGUCAAGAGACAAGGAAAACCUUGCAGCAGCAUCAGAAAACAGGCCUACAGGUACUGCGCAUGCGCCCCAGUAUGUGACCUCGAGUAUUUGGCAUCCUCCUAAGUCAUCCACCAGGGAUGCCAACACUGCCAAUGCUCAGCCAGUGGCCUCCAAGGGGUCUGUGAGGCUUGGAGCAGGUACAAGCCAGGGGGAGGCUGGUGUUGGCCAGAAAGCCCCUCUUGCUUCAUCCAGUAACCACAGAGUUCUUGCAGCCCCCAGCUCACUUUCCCAGCCUAAGCCUUUCCAUGGGCCCAAGAACAUGUCAUUAGCAGCUUCCACUAUUUCAUCUGCUAUCUCAUCUCAGUCUAGUUUCAACCGGCAUUCUUCCACCUCCAUCAGCUACCAGUCAAAGCAGAGAAACACAAUCCAGUCAUAUACACCAAUGCCAGUUUCUGGAAGCUACAGUGAAAGUCCUGCUCCUUCUGCUGCUUCAAAAACAAGAGUUGUUACUACUGCCAGCAUAAAGCCCUCUGUCUACCAGCCAGCGCCAGCACCAGUUCAUUCCUACACCCCUGCCAACACGGAGCCUGCGAGUCGCCCUCCCUGGGUAACAGAUGACUCCUUUUCCCAGAAAUUUGCACCUGGAAAAUCCACCACCACUGUCACAAAGCACAUCCUACCAAGGGGUGCUCCAGUGCCAUCUCCUGCCACGAUUUCUGCUUACCCGUCUCCAGUUUCAACUUCUUCCCAGCCCCCUGCAUUAGCCCGGGGAACAGUUCAGAGGGCGGAGCGUUUUCCUGCCAGCAGCCGAACUCCUCUCUGCGGGCACUGUAACAGCAUCAUUCGAGGUCCUUUCCUGGUAGCCAUGGGACGCUCUUGGCACCCAGAAGAAUUCAAUUGUGCUUACUGCAAGACAUCCUUGGCUGAUAUGUGCUUUGUGGAGGAGCAGAACAGUGUGUACUGUGAGCGCUGCUAUGAACAGUUCUUCGCACCAACCUGUGCCAGAUGCCACACCAAGAUUAUGGGGGAAGUGAUGCAUGCCCUAAGACAGACUUGGCACACAAGUUGCUUUGUCUGUGCUGCUUGUAAGAAGCCAUUUGGGAAUAGCCUGUUCCACAUGGAGGACGGGGAGCCUUACUGUGAGAAAGAUUAUAUUGCUUUGUUCAGCACAAAAUGUCAUGGCUGUGAUUAUCCUGUUGAAGCUGGAGAUAAAUUCAUUGAAGCUCUUGGACACACUUGGCAUGACACCUGCUUCAUUUGUGCUGUAUGCCAUGUGAAUUUGGAAGGUCAGCCAUUCUACUCCAAGAAAGACAAGCCACUGUGCAAGAAGCAUGCCCAUGCCAUCAAUGUUUAAAAGAAGAGUUGGUAGUCAGUAAUGCUGGGGUAAAACAGAUGACUAACAGGGCAAUUGUAACGUUGAUAACCAUGGCUAGCACUUCUCUUGGUAAAAGCUAGAUGUUGGUACUUCUCAAGUUUAACUUUAUCCUCUUUCACAAAUGCAGAACAUGCUUUUUGCAAAGCUCAUACAAAACCUUCUGAAUGAGCAGUCAAAACCAAAUGAACUCAUGAACUAGUCCAUUAUUAUAGCAACAGUUGGGGGAAAUAUUGAAAUUAACUAAAAACCCUAUUAUAAAAAAUAAUGUGCAAAUACAGUUUCAAGUUAACUGCCCACAGCAGUUUUACUGCUUAGACCACACACUGCUGUUCAAAAACAACUGGAAAAAUACGUCUGUAUUAAGUCAUUUUCUUUCACAGCAAGAAUGAGUAAGUGCCAUAUGUACAGUCAUCUGUAGAUCCAAAGGCCGUAGCUUUCAAAGGGAAAUAAAUAGAUUAGGGCUUCCUCUAGGAAAAGUGAGUGCUGUUCCAUUAUGUUGUGGUGCUACCUCAUAGCAUCAGAUAUUUUAGAUUCUUUCCAAAUAAUAAGUCUGCCUUGAAUCCAUAUGUAGCUGGGAAGCCUAGGUGACAAUCCAUAACAAUUUGAAUAUAAAAUGGUUGGGUCAACCUUGCUAGUGCACUUGGCUUCUAUGUGCACAGUAGAUAAUUCACUUUCAAAUCGUAAUGGAAAAGGACAACUGGCUUUCUCCAAAUUGCUCUUACAUUGAAUGGAAUAGAGCUGACUGGAAAGGCCAGCUUUUAAUUCAAAACCAUUUUCCUUUCCUCCUGUGAUAAAAAAAAAGAGAUUCAAUCUUGUUUUGGUUUCUAAUUCCCACUGAUAUCAGAGGGAGGUAGGAACUUACAUCUGGACCUUCACACUAAUGAACACAGAAGAAACACAUCUAGCACAGCUAGGCUGUGGGAGACAGCUUACAAAAAUUCCCUCCUCUAUCCCACAUAAUUAGGAAAAAGAAUUUUUUUUUCCUAUAGUAAAUGUAUGUGUAUCAAAAAUCUAUAAGGCAGCAGGCACAUACUCUUUAUUCCUUUCCUUACUUUAAAUGUAGCACAUCAUGAAUUGUAGCAGUAUUUGCCAUUGGAAAACAGUAGCUAUGUUCCAACAACUAGGAUAACCAUACAGUCAUCUUUUCUACUAACUAUACAGGCAUCUAUCCUAAUAGCUUGAGAACAACUUUCAAGUUUUUGAGACUGUUAUUGAUAAAACUCUUUUUCUCAAAUAAGCAAUACUUGUAGUACUGAUAAUACUUUUGAGUAUGGGAGACAGCAGUUCUGUCUGGUGGAGUUAAGAUGGAAAGUCUGAUCAUUGUUCAAGCUUUAUUAACUCAUUUAAGUGAGAAUUAUGAUGUGUGCUUGCAGUACUGAGAGUUUUGAAUUAGUACUUCUGAGGCUGAGGAUGCUUUCUGUGGGCCAUAUGCUGGUGUCAUCUGCACCUAUUUUACCUUGUGUUCUGAGUAGCUAAAAAUUACAUAACCUUGUCUGUCUUGUCCCUCCCGUGGAUAAUGCCCAUUUCAUUUGUGUGUUUUUUAAGGGAUGAAAAAUUAUCCAAAGCUUAGGGGAGGAAUAAAUGAAAUUUGGAGUUCUAAAAUAAGAGUUAAGUUAGCUGCAGGCAGUCUGCAUCUUGGACAAAAGUAACAACCUGAACUGCCUGUGGCAGUUUUGACAUGUAUGACCUGUAUUUAUUCAGUAGGUAUCUUAGUUUUCACUGAUCUUAGCAGUGAUCUGAUCUGAGUUGCUACAGGGUCAGAUUUUUAUAUGCAUGAGUUAUUCUAAAACAGUAGUACAUUAUAUGCAAAGCCUUUUUUUGUUUGUUUGUUUUGGGUUUUUUUCUGUAAGCAAGCAAAUUUUCUGUUUUCAGUCGGUGCUGGGCUGGUGUGAAUAUGGUCCCAUAGAUUACAAAAUCCAAAUAUCUGGCUCAUACUAUUCUCCAGAGGAAUUAAUCAUAAUUAUGGAAGUUAAAUAUUUUUUCCACUUCUAUUUGACUUCAUUAAAUACAUAUUCACAACAGUGAGAAAAUUCUACAUUUCAUUUUUCAGUGCCAUUCAACAAAAUACUGUUUGUUAUUAUCUGUUAUUUGAGAGAAUUCACAUCAGCAUACUCUAUGCUGAGACUGCAUUGAAGAUACUCUUUAGGCAGAUUUGUGUCAGUGUUGGCCACUGACUGAGACUACUCUGACUGCAACAUCAGAACAGGGAAUCAGGCUCCGUGGGAAGGGCUUGUGAUGGAUGCCUCAGGAGAAUUUCAUGAGGUCUUUCACCUCUGAUCUGCAUGUGUUUAUAUGUGUGUGCCUCAUUCUCCCCUCCACCUUCCCCCUCAAUGUCCCUAUAAGCUUCCUCUUGGCUGGCACCGUGGAGGAUAAAUCAUUUUAGGAUCUGGCCAGAGGUGUUGGGCUGCAGCUGAGGGAGUGCAGUGUGUGGAGAGCUCCGGCAGGCAGCCUGGCUGGGGCAGGCUGGGGGGGUUUUGGGCCCGGGGGCGGGGAGGGGAGGCUGGGAUGGCACAGGGAGGGCACCUGAGGCUGUCAGAAUGCAGGGGCUCUGCAGGCCCCUGGCUGAGUGGCACUGAGGAGAUGGGGAGCCCUUCCUGGGGCUGGGCUCGGGGCAGAGAAUAGCCAGGUAAGGGCACUUUCACCACACUGGCAUGGCAGAGUUGGGUGGGGCAGGGGAGGCUGGGUAGGGGGCACCAGGAUCACAACAGUCAGGAUGAGGGCUUCAAGGAAGAAAUUAGGGUACAAGAAGCUCCCAAUAACCCAGAGAGAUGGUUUGCAUACAUACAGAGGGGUGAGCAAGGAUCCAAUCUGGUAAAUCUGGUCUGGACUGCAGGAAAGGGAAUGCAGUGUACAUGAGCAGAGCUGAGCUGGCUUGCAGGGUGGCAGCAGUGAAGUGCAGCAGCACAGACUUCAGUGGGAGCUGUACUGGCUUGAGAGAGUCCUGAAAAAUUCCUUGGGCAGAGAACCUGCACUGUAGCACAUGCCCUGACUCCAGCUGGUGUCUGAAAAAGUGAAAUUAAAGCUAGUUUACAUAUCACUGUAUGAGGUACAGCAAUAUCUCUGAAUGAAGAACAGUGAUACCCUGAGGAUUAUCAUGUAAUAAAAAUUUCCUGUUAUGACUUGUGCUGCUUCAUAAUGUGGUCCAAAAAUAGGGAAGCCACAAACCUGCCCUUGAUAUCUAUAUUAAGAUAUAAUUUUUGCACAUUAUCUGAACCAGAAAUUUGUGAAUAAUAAUGUAGCAUUUUAACUUUCACAGAGGUAGAAUACCACAUAACUGCUGAUACUCCUCUGCUGCAUCACCUUUGUGAUAUGGAGAGGGUAAAAUGCUUAUUUAUAUAAUAAUAUAUAUCUCUGAAAUUCAAAAUAUGAUCUUUCAACUAUCACGGAAAAUAAUGUUGUACAAAAAUAGAAUAAGAUGAAUAAUGUGUACUUGAUAAUGUUUUAUGUCUUGUAAGAGAUGCCUGAGAUAAGUCCUAAGUUCUUCUGAAUAUUUCUCUUCAUUCUAAUUAAUGUGAGGUUUUACACAAUAAAACAAAGAUACUGUACCUCUGAAUGAUCAAUUGAAAAGAUCAGCCUUUUCUCUAACUAAAAAGUGUUCAAUAACUUUUCCAUCAAAGGAUUCAAAAGCUUUUUUUAAUGCUUUUCUCUCUUUUGGUGUUCUUUUUGCAGAACAGGGCAAAAUUAAGUGUUUCCAAAUAAGGUUACUUUUAUUAUCUGGACAAAAAAAAAAAGUCUUAGACUUUUUUUUCAUUAGUUUUCACUAUAUUGGAUUCACAAGUUACACAAUUCUCAAUUAUAAAAUCAAUUCAAAACAAGGAAAAAUAUUUUUCCAUUGGUCCUUCAGUGGUCAAUACUUUGUGUGAAAUGUUUUGCUGAAGAUUACUUGUAUUUAUGUUUAAUAAUGUGAAUGUCUACAGCACUGAACACAUUCAUUAGUGUCUAAUGCUGGGCACACUAAUGGUUUUUUGCAAUACUUAUCUCCAGGUAGUGGAUAUUAAUUUGUUUAUAAACAUCAGAAUUUGAAACUGAGUGAUUUAUUGCCUGCAGUGAUCAUAUAUUAGAAGUCUAGGUUUUAUAAUAUUUUGACAUGUUGACUUGAUGCCACAAGUGUCCUUGCUUUUAGAUAGAUAUUUUUCCCUAAGUUUCUAGUUAUUUCAGAACUGAAUGUCUGGUGGUUUAUGAGAUGUGAGUAAUUACCUUGCAUGGAUUAUCUGUGCCAACAUGAAUAAAACAGUCUAGUAAUAAUAGCAAUGUGCAAAAACAUUUAAAGCUUUCUGAUUUGGGUAUAUUUAUUAAUAUGCCAUGUGAACAGCUGACAGAUUUCAGCCAUGUUAUAUCAGUAAGAAAGUAUACACAGGCUUGUACUCUCUACUUCAGACCUGAAAAUAAAAAUUAAAAGCAUUGGUUUCACCGUUAUUGUA
Lonchura striata (white-rumped munia) is the source of this 6967-nucleotide messenger RNA. The record is from RefSeq and is a predicted model, not a curated record. NCBI's taxonomy places the organism in Eukaryota, Metazoa, Chordata, Aves, Passeriformes, Estrildidae.